AUGGCAAGCCACGAUUGCAAAGGCUACAAUAAGCUGGCCGCUCUAAUGGCCUGUGAUCCCGGACCCGCGAUAUAUCGUCGGUUUGCCAAACUCAAUUCAAAAACCCUACUCUAUCUUCAAGCGGAAAUUUCCUGCCUACAGAACGAACUUAGCGACAUCGUCCAUGAGGUUAGCGUUUCCGAAGGUAAAGAAACGUAUUCGUUCGACUUGUGGGAUAUGAAGCAGGAUCAAUACCCGUUUCAGUGGAAGAAGAUCCUCGAAGUGCGUCAGCUACUAAGUGAAUAUAAUACUGCUCUUAUCCAGCAAGCGGAGAUUCUGCGGUUCAGCGACCCUGAGACGGGCGAUCUUCGCGUAUUGCAGAACUGGCUUGUCGGUGAAGAAAGCGGCACAAUGGCGCUUUCCCCGCCCAGUCAGUGGAAUGGGGACAAUGAAAAGAAUUUGCUGUCGCUGCGUAAUCGGCAUGACGGGGCGGAUCCCUUCACCCGGUGGGUGUAUAUCCGACUUAUCCCCUUGUUUCAUCGGUUGUGCGGUCACAAGGAUACUACAAAGCGAUUCGAUAUCGAGUCUGAUACUUACCAUUACGACGAUCGAAAAGUUCGAUCCCGGACGUAUAUGAUCAGCUUGAUUGUCGCCGGGUUUCUGCCUGCAUCGUCAAUGAUUGUGUUGUAUUUCGUGAGAAAUACGGCGGCGAGAUUUGCCACGCUUUUUACGUACAACAUCGUGUUCGUCCUGGUCAUGGGCUUCAUGGUGAAGGCCAGGCGAGUGGAUAUCUUUGCGACGGCGACAGUGUUUGCUGCUGUGCAAGUCGCUUUGAUCACGAACACAAACUUUGGGGCCUAG
Messenger RNA from Aspergillus sclerotioniger CBS 115572, 840 nucleotides. RefSeq lists its product as uncharacterized. The record is from RefSeq and is a predicted model, not a curated record. The transcript has 4 exons. Lineage: Eukaryota; Fungi; Ascomycota; Eurotiomycetes; Eurotiales; Aspergillaceae. Bases 1 to 840 code for a protein of 279 amino acids.